Talaromyces stipitatus ATCC 10500 is the source of this 1023-nucleotide messenger RNA. RefSeq lists its product as uncharacterized. The transcript is spliced from 2 exons. Bases 136 to 954 code for a protein of 272 amino acids. NCBI's taxonomy places the organism in Eukaryota, Fungi, Ascomycota, Eurotiomycetes, Eurotiales, Trichocomaceae. The record is from RefSeq and is a predicted model, not a curated record.
AGCGUAGAGUAAACAUGUCUAGACCGUUGGAACUUUCUCUGUUGAUUUCCUUGAUCCGGUUCUUCAUUCUGCUUUGCGACUCGGUUCUCAUGUACAGGUGUAUGUAUAUGAGUAUAAGAAUCUCAAGUCAGGACAAUGUCAGGCCAAUUCAUAUAUCCGCCCCCAAACUCUCAAGAUGUUACAUUAAACUACAAUUAUCGCGACUCCGUGGACGUCAGUUUUCAGACCACAGCCCAAGAUCCGAAUAACACAUUCCUCUCGUUAUGGUAUUAUCUCGAUGGACAGCCGUGGGCCAUAGGAUACAACACCUCCGUCCCCCCCAACGGCACAAUAACCGUCGACCUCAACAUCCUCGACCAACCCUACUACGGCCAAUUCAACUACGAUUUUGACGGCCACAAAGUCGCAUAUCUCAGCUGCUUUUUUAAUGUUGCUCAUAACACGACGCAAAACCCCGUGACUUGGGGUCAGAGUGCGGCGGCGGCUUAUUCGUCGUCGUUGGCGGCUGCUACGUCUACUAUCACUACUACUACUAGUACUACUACUACAUCGGCGGCUUCGAAAGGGACAUCCACAUCGACAUCGACUAGAUCUGCGACGACGGUGGGGAGUCUUGGUUCCGCGGCAUCGGUAAUAUCUUCGCCGUCAAGUACACCGUCUUCUUCGGGAUUGAGUGGUGGUGCAAUUGCCGGUAUUGUCGUUGGUGUUGUUAUAGGUGUUCUCGCCGUUCUGGGUAUGGGAUUAUUUUUCUGGAGACGGAACAGGAAUGGGAAUAAAUCUGCUGAAAUACUUGCGUCCGGAAGUCAGCAUAGUCCUUUGCCUCAGCAACAAGAACUGGAUAAUAACCAGGUGGAGAAGCCUCUUGGAUCGGUGUCGAUGUAUUCGCAUCAUGGAGGGCUGCCGCGGUAUGCGGAGUUGGCUGGGAAUAAUGGGUUGCAGGAAUUGCCGGGUUGACGUGUUGGAAGAUGCAGUGGGAUUGUAUAUAGAGAGUAUGUAUUUAAUGAAUUGGUAAUAUUGGGUGAC